AUGCAAGCGUCUCUCCUACUAGAUCGCGAAACGGGCGACGCGCCACCCCACGCCUUGUCGCAGACAUUCACCAGCCAGCUCCUCCGGUCGUUCGCGCCAGCUCCUCAGCACCGCUUCAACGGCGACGCAACCCUGUCCGACGAUGAGUCCGAGAACCGACCGCACAACAUCCGCGCCCACGGCGCCGGCGUCAGCAGCCUGGCCGUCGAGAAGUUCGAUGGACGGAUCCUCGUGUCGGGCGGGACCGAGGGCGCCAUCAAGAUCUGGGACCUCGAGGCUUGCGGGGCCACGCAGCACGGCACAUAUACCUUCCGACCGGCCAGUACGAUAGCUCGAUGCCCCCCGGCGGCAGCAGCGAAUAAUUACAGAGUAGGAUCAGGAGCGGGAGGAGGAGGAGGAGGAGGAGGAGGAGGAAAGGGAAUGGGCCACACGCACGGCAUCACACAUCUCGCCUUCUACCCCUUCGACCCGGACGCCUUCCUGUCCAGCUCGUACGACAAGACGCUCCGGCUAUGGUCGACGGCAACGUCGCAGCUCUCGGCGUGCUUCCACCUCAACGCGACGAUAUACUCGCACUCGACGAGCCCGGUGGCCGACCACCUGAUCGUGGCGUGCGCGACGCAGCACCCGCACGUGCGGCUGGUGGACCUGCGGUCCGGGUCGGCGGUGCAGGCUCUCGCGGCGCACGGCGGGCCCGUCCUGUCCACAGCGUGGAGCCCCCGGCAGGAGCACGUGCUGGCCAGCGGCCACGCCGACGGCCGGGUGCGCGUGUGGGACGUCAGGCGGGCGGGCGGACCUCUGGCCCAGCUGGACCAGGAGGACUCGCUAGGGGUGGUGCACCGGUUCGAGCACGCCGCGGCCGCCGGCGCGCCGGGCCCGCCGUCCGUGUCGCGCGCCUCGGCCCAGGCCCACGACGACGCCGUCAACGGCCUGGCCUGGACGCCCGACGCGCGUCACAUACUCUCCGCCGGUCUGGACUCGCGCAUCCGCAUGUGGGACGCCGCCACCGGCGCGAACACCCUCACCGGCUUCGGCUCCGCCGUCCAGAACCGCCACGCCAAGACGGCGCCCCUGAUCGCCACGCCGCCCUGCCUGUCCGACCCCCGGCGCAGCCGCCGCCACGGCGACGUGCUCUUCUGGGCAAACGACCGCGAGAUCCUCGUCCUGGACCUUCACGACGGCAAGGUCGUCACCCGCCUGCGCAGCCCCGGCGCCGCAAACGUCAACCCCGUCGGGCCGGGCGGCGCCGCCGAGAUGGGGAGGAACCGCAUCUCCUGCCUGGCGUGGCGCAGUGCCGGCGGCGGAGGGGCGUCGGUCGGCCCCAUCAUGGGCGGCGGUAACUCCAUCGGCGCGCUCUACAGCGCACACCUCGACGGGCACAUCCGCGCUUGGAUGCCGCAGGUUCCCGGUCCAGAUGACUUUGACGAAGACGACGAGGCUGAUGAUGUGGACGGGGACGAGGAGAGCAGGAGGAGGAGGAAACGAAAGGCCGUUGACGACGCGUAUAGAAGUCUUAUGGGAAAGCAGAUUACAUUUACCUAG
Geosmithia morbida is the source of this 1542-nucleotide messenger RNA. RefSeq names its product DNA excision repair protein ERCC-8. Gene Ontology annotation, biological process: protein polyubiquitination; transcription-coupled nucleotide-excision repair; proteasome-mediated ubiquitin-dependent protein catabolic process. The transcript has a single exon. Gene Ontology annotation, molecular function: protein binding. Gene Ontology annotation, cellular component: nucleotide-excision repair complex; Cul4A-RING E3 ubiquitin ligase complex. Bases 1 to 1542 code for a protein of 513 amino acids. Lineage: Eukaryota; Fungi; Ascomycota; Sordariomycetes; Hypocreales; Bionectriaceae. The record is from RefSeq and is a predicted model, not a curated record.